Alosa alosa (allis shad) is the source of this 858-nucleotide messenger RNA. RefSeq names its product C-C motif chemokine 3-like 1. Bases 163 to 459 code for a protein of 98 amino acids. Gene Ontology annotation, cellular component: extracellular region. The transcript has 3 exons. The record is from RefSeq and is a predicted model, not a curated record. Gene Ontology annotation, biological process: cellular response to tumor necrosis factor; chemokine-mediated signaling pathway; cellular response to interleukin-1. Gene Ontology annotation, molecular function: chemokine activity; CCR chemokine receptor binding. Lineage: Eukaryota; Metazoa; Chordata; Actinopteri; Clupeiformes; Clupeidae.
AGAGCUCGGGGGUCUCCCCGACAGCCUCCUCAUAAAGGGCCGUUUGGAACCCAGUCCCCAGCAGAUCGGUCUGUCACUUGGUCCUCAGCCGAGCCAAAACAUCCCAUCACUACCUGCUGCCUAGCUGCUCAACCGUCCUCCUGCUGCCUGCACUCUAGUAACAUGGCCGUGUCUCGCCUCCUGCUGCUUACCACUCUGGUGCUGCUGGGUGCCAUCAUGAUCACAGAAGGACUGCGUAUGGCCAAUGGCCCCAAGAUGUGCUGCUUCAAGUUUGAAACUCGCCCACUGCCUCAGAAACGUGUGAUAAGCUACAGCCACACCAGCAUGCAGUGCUCCAAACCUGCUGUGAUACUUCAGACUGCGAGGCGUCAGGUGUGCGCGCAGCCCUCCGAGACCUGGGUACAGCAGAUCAUCAGUGGCCUGGACGCCAAGAACCCUGGACAGCAGAGCCCGCUGUGAACAUGAGGCACACACACAAACACACUUGUUUGAACAUGAGGUCUACAGACACCAACAUACACACUCAUGUAAACACACAGACACACACACUCAUAUACUAAACAGUUUCCAAAAAAUACCUAAACCUGCAUAGUGUACCUUUAAACUGUCAUAUUUACACUGAUUGUGAGGACUAAAUGAAUGUACAAUAUCUAUUCCAUAGAGAAAAUAAGCUUUGUUUUUUAAAUCAAAUACUUACCUCUUUAAUUAUAAUGAAACAUACAUGAACUGAAAAGCAUACACAUGCCGAUAAAACAAAGCUAAUAUAAUAAUAUUGUAUCCUUUAUUGUAUAUUGUAAUCUUCAUAUUUUGUUGACCUCUUGUGUAAUAAACCUUCUUAUCAGUGUGAAAUAUUUACUU